This is a messenger RNA of Didymosphaeria variabile, 1233 nucleotides long. RefSeq lists its product as uncharacterized. Lineage: Eukaryota; Fungi; Ascomycota; Dothideomycetes; Pleosporales; Didymosphaeriaceae. Gene Ontology annotation, molecular function: protein binding. The transcript is spliced from 2 exons. The record is from RefSeq and is a predicted model, not a curated record. The coding region runs from base 1 to 1233 and encodes 410 amino acids.
AUGUCUUUCUGCGGCACUCCAGGGAACAACGCAAACGACCAGAUCCGAAGCGACUCCGAUCGGUGUCAGCAUGCAGCCAAAUCUUUGAGCGGAAAAUGCACCCCGGCUGUUGACAAUGAGCCGGACGAAUGUGGCUUCGCGUCGAAUCUGCCCGGUCUUUGUGCGUUCUGCGCGUCUAGCUCCCAGAAUGCGACGGAUUCGUGCUGUGUCAAUUCCAAUGUCGAGUCUCGCUGUGUAGGAGUACAGCUACCUACCACUACGACAAUGCCACCUCUGUUUACUACCACAGCCACUGUUGCCCCCACCAGUUCCACAUCCGCUGCGGCAGGUGGGGCUUCUGGCCUGUCUGGAGGAGCUAUUGCUGGUAUCGUUAUCGGAUCCAUUGUCGGAGCGGCUGUUCUCCUUGGAUUGAUCAUCGGUGGUUGCAUUUUUGCUCGGAAACGCAAACAGAGCCAGCAAAACAGCAUAUUGAACACCCCAUCUCCCACUCGCCAAGCAGCUAUAGGACCACCGAUGACCUAUGGAGGAGACGGACAUUCGCCUCCGCCUACCAUUGUACCUGGCGCACGAGUCGCUCGGAUGUCAGCCCUAGAAGGUUCAAGCUCUUCGGAUCGGUACAGCUCUCCCCGCGCGGGUGUAUUUCACGACAGACUUGACCCCUAUGACUCCCCAGAAUCACACCGCGCCUACCUUGGAGCAGCAAACCUGCCCAAGCGCGACGGGUCUCUGUCUAGCCACUCUGCGUUGGCCAUGGCUAGUGGUCACUCGUCACCCCACUCAGCCUCCGACCCCGACCGGAGUUACUCAAGUCCUGAAGGCAUCGCUUCAGGUCAAUCCGAACAACUUCAAUUCUUCAAGGAUUACUACUCUCAGGAUGACAUUCACCCGAACGACACGGUCGCUGUUCUUUGGGCGUAUCAGCCUCGUGCCAACGACGAGUUCGAACUAGAGCGCGGAGACAUGCUUAAAGUCGUCGGCAUCUGGGACGAUGGAUGGGCGACAGGUGUGAGGCUCACUGAGACAACAGACGAAUGGGAGGCGCGGAGAGCACUUCAACGCGACUCUGGCGUUAGCAACGGAAGUCGCAAAUCUCGCAUAGAGAGCGAUAGCGAGAUCAAGGCGUUUCCGUUGGUUUGCGUGUGCCUUCCGCAGCAUUGGCGCAAAACAAUAGAAGGAGACAGCACGGACACGGGUGGAGGCAGUGGAGGUGACCGGCGUCCUCCCAGUCCUUAA